CGCUCAAGGUUGGACACAACAACUCUUUCUCUCUCCUUCUCUCGGCUUUGUUGUAACCUUCAAAAAGGGACCAUCUAGAUCGGAUUUCUCAGUUAGUGUUUUGCACUCGUCCGACAAACACUCAGCUGAGCCCUGUAGUGUAGAGAACUCCGCAAUCCCGUCCAACAUGGUCCAUUAGGACAGUAUAAAAGUCUUCGUCGCAUAAACCGAUAGUGUGUGAAUGACAUUUUCAUCCUCACUGACCUCAGUGUUGCCCUGAGCUAUUGUCAGCAUUGAUCAGGGAAAGCGGAUUCAGAAGAGUGCAUGCGUGCGUGUGUACCACCAAGAUUAUCAGCAGAUCGUGCCAAAAGCCUCGUUCUGACUCCAUGCAGCUGACAGUGACACUCUGACAGAUGUUGGUCGUACUUGUAGCACUCUCUCCGAAGUUUCUGUGUGCUCUUCGAGUGGAUCUGUGGCAGAGACCGUGCGUGCUCCGGCUUGCAGCCGACUGGUCAGCUCCGCAUUGAGGUGCGAACUCUCGUCACGUCUGCUGGCGAGCGUGGAAGCAGUGUCGGGUCGGACACGCUGCUUCUUUUUCUGCGGUGCGCCGCUUCUUUCAGACUCAGGUAGGAGUGCGUUUCUUCCUUAUUCCUCUUUUGAAAAUGACAAUGGCGGGUUGCCGUGGUUUGCGCUGUCUCCUCAGCGCAAGAAUUUCUCAGUUCAACAAUUAGACCAAAUGCAGAAGGUGGGUGAGAUUGUCUCCAACCUGUUCAAGAUGAACGCAAAGAAAGCCCAGGAGCCCGCGCCUCCUCACGAUGAGAAAGCCCUGCAGAACUACUACGACUUCGAGAGUAGCAUUCGCACGGAUCGCAUCGACAGAGCGCUGCAUCUUAUCACCGUGCUCAAUGAGGAGGAGACCUCCACUGGCCUGUGGUACGCAGCAUUCUAUGGCAGGGACAAGCUAAUUCCGCCGCUCAUCACACGGCUUAAAGACUUUGGAACAAUCGAAGAGUUCCUGGAGAAGAAUAUCAUGGUGAAUCAGUCCAUCAGUGUGGCUGCGGAGAAAGGCAUGCUUGGAGCCAUCAAGCUACUGAUGGGGAUUGGUGCUUCACUGGAAACUCCCAACUCGGACAAGAUGACACCGCUGCACUGCGCCGCUGCACACAACCAUGCCGAGGUUGUGGGCUUCUGCCUGGAAGAGGGUGUCGAUCGGAACGCCAGGGACAGGCAUGGCAACUCAGCGUUCCACUACGCAGCCAAGCAAUUGACGUGUGCCACAGCAAGAGUUCUCUACAAGUUCAUUGACCAGAACUUCACCAGAUGUAUGGAACAAGAGCUGAAUGUGGAGAAUAAUGCUGGAUACACACCGUUGGACGAAGCCUUCAAGAACUGCUGCUUGAAAGUAGCGGAGUACUUGUGGAAGAAUGGCGCCAAGGUCAACCACGUCAAGAAGAUUAUGGACAGAGACAGAACGGGCCGCACAUCACUGCAUCUCUCAGUGUAUGAUGGCAACCUGGAGCUGGUCAAGUUCCUGUGCAAGAGCAAGGUUCCUCUGAACUUUAAAGAUGCGAAUGGGAACACUGCUUUGCACACGGCUGCACGCUUCAAUCACGAGGACAUCGUUGGUGUGCUUGUCGGGGCUGAUGUUGAUCUUGAGAUCAGGAAUGAGCAAGGCAACACAGCCCUUACUAUUGCUAGACAAUGCCAACACCACACCUGUGCUGACAUUAUCGCGCGAGCCACCAACCGCAAGCUUGUGUCAGUAUACGGAGUGUGCGACAGUGAAGAUAUCACCAUUGGCGUGGGUGGUGCACCCGGUGCAGGCAAGACUACCUUCAUCGACUCUUUCCAACGCUCCUACUUCUGGUCAAUCUUCACCAAUGAGAGCCGAGCGGACAAGGGAGCCACCGAGCUGUCGUCGCGUACGCGUGGAAUACGUGUUGAGCGCACCAGGGACCCGCUCGGCAGCCCAAACGUCUAUCACUUCCUGGAUUUCGGCGGCCACCAGGAGUACAUUCCGUCGCACAGUCUCUUCAUCAGCGAAAGCACAACGCCGGCAAUGGCCGUUUGCUUGGUGGACGCGCAGAAGACCUUUGAAACACUGAGUGAUGAAAUGGAGCUGUGGUGCGGAGUGUUCAUCAGCUGCCAUCGCCUGAAAGAAUCGAAACCGGAGAAGGACGAGAACGAGGAGCCGGAGGCAGAAGAGGGUGAAUUUGAUUACCUUGGCUGCAGAUAUGACAGCGACGAGGACUGCCCACCGCCGAAAAAGAAGGCCGAUGAGUCAGAAGAUGAGGAGAAGAGUGAGGACCCUGAUGAGGAUAAGACAGCCACCGAUUCGGACCCUGAGCCAAAACCCGCGGCAACUGCAGACGAGACGACAAACACCGAGGAUGAGGAUGCCAAGGACGGAGAAGAGGAGAAAACUGAAGAGGAGAAAGCCGAGGAGGAAGAGGCUGAAGCAGCUAAGAAGAAGAAGAAGGAAGAGGACGAUGCUCCUUUGAAGAUGCCAUUCCUCCUGGUUGUCAGUCGCCUCGACUCUGAACGUAUUCACGAACAGACCGAAGUAGUGCUAAGAGCUUACGGAAGGAUUGUUCGCAAGUUCCGCCAUCGGCUGGCAUUCGAAGCUGAACCCAUCUUCCUGGAUGCCCGCAAGUCACAAGCGAAUGGACUAAAGGAAGCGAGGGGACACAUUCAAAGACUUUCCUUGCAUCUUCUCAAGCAUACGGACAAGACCCCACGGCUUAUUCACGCCGUCAGGAAGGUUCUGCCAGACGUGCGCCGGAAGAUCGGCCGACCGUUCACGGACCGUGAAACGUUCAAGGAGACCCUGCUCACAGUUCUGGAGAACAAGAAGGCUGGCUUGCACAUUCGUACCGGCGUUGAGAUGCUGAUCGAUGCCGUGCUGCAGCUCCUGUCCUGUUGUGGCGAGGUUGUCGUCUUCAGUACCACUGAAGAUCUCAGACAUGUUGUGGUGCUGAGGGCUGAGUGGCUGUUAACCACCAUCGUGGGGCAUCUGUGCUCGCCGAAGAACUUCCCACGCGUUCUGAUCAGUUUUGAAGACCACGACUCCGCACGUGCCGACAAGAAAAAAGUGGAGAAGGUGCUUUCGUCCUGCGGCGGGCAUGGUGAUGUGAUUCUUCAGAUGUUGGAGAGCAUCGGGAUCUGCAUCAUCGAUGAGAACUGCGUCAUCCUGCCCAGUAAGCUGCCGGAGCGCAAGCUGAAGGAGGAGACUCAGAUCGGCCUGUGGAAGCGCGACGCUCGUCUGGUCACCUACUCUGGUGUGUACUACCAGUGCGACGAAGGGGUGCCCAUCUCACCCGGUGUGGCACCGCUCAUUCAGAUCCGCUGCUUCAAUCAGUUUGUCAGUCAGCACGGCAUGAGGUCCUACCUGUGGCGACAUGGCAUACGUGUGCAGCCCUACGGCAGUGAAGUUCAGGGCACGAUUGUCGUUGCUCCAAGUCGUCUCGGAGUGUACAUCGCCUGCCGUGGUCCGGUCAACAGUCAGCGUCAUCAGUUUGCACUCAUCCAGAUUCUCACCAAGAUUGUCCUUGCGGUCAUCGACCGGGUCAGUCCGGGCUCCAAUGUCCACCAGCUGAUACUGAGUCCCAACGAGCUACAACGUCUGGUCAGUGAGCAGAGCGCAGACUUCCCGCGUGUCUUCUACAAGCCAAAGAAGGUACAAGAGCUGAUGGACAUCGGCCAGCAGAUCAUUGCUGACGUUGAUGCAGCCGCCAAGCUUGGCAUCACUGACAGUGUGAUUGAUCUGCUUCACCUGCCCGAGAUGCACAUCCAUCUGAUGUCACCUGAAGGGCGCAAGGAACUGCUCGAAAUGCUCCUGCAGCCGUCACCGCGUCAUCCGCAGGUGGUCACUUGGACCAAUCUAGCGUACAAGCUGGGCUUCAACCGCCUGGAGAUUGAACAGAAGGCAACACUUCCCAAUCCGAUUGACGUUAUUUUGGAUGAGUGGGCACGCAAAGGAUAUAACCAGACCAUCGACGAGCUGAGACGCUUAUCGUCUGACGUCAACUAUGAAGUGUCACGGAUUCUCGAAGAUGAGAUGAGAAAGUCAUUCUGCGGUGAGUCAAACGUGUUCACGAUGCAGCGGCACUAUGACCGGCGCAAUCGUCAGCGACGACAACAGCUUGAGAACGUACGCCGCAUGUCAGAGGAGGCGCAGAAGAAUGAGGAAGAGGUGGGCAGGAAGGAGAGAGCAUCAGAUAAACGAGCGAAAGCAGGCAGACUAGCCAGCUCGUCAUCCGUUGAAACUGAGAAUGAGGAUGAUCCGUCGAAGAAGACUGAAGCCAGCGGGCGUCGGUGUGUGAAGUUUGGUGAGGUGCCUGAAGUGCUGACAUUUGAAAAGACGCCGGACACUGAGGACCCCGAUCGUGGUGUUCUGAGUACGGGAGUGGAUGCUGAACACCAUGGCAACGCAGCUGCAUGUUCCUCUGCUGCCACAGUCGUCCAGUCGGAAGCUUCCAAUCCUGCACUCUCGUCAGACCAUCAAACUAGCAAGAGCGAUGGAAGCAGUGUUGCUACCUUGGCAACUUUAGCACCGGCAACUGCGUCACCCGAAAUCCGUGGCAUUCUGAAAACGAAACCACUGUGGCAUGGUCCCGACCUCAUGGGUGAUGACAGUGUUGAGGAUGAAUGCGAACUGGAAACGCCAGAUACGCAUGGCACAGAGGAAAAACUCUCGGAUGAUGCAAAUGCUUGCGAGAGUCAACAACCGGAGUGUGAUGGCACCGAGCCUCUGGAUAAGCUGCCAGUCCGUGAAAGCAUGGAGGUUGAGUUGAUAGACUUGUCUUCGGGCGAGGUAGCCAGCCCGGAAAAGGAUGCCUGAUGUUUGUGAUGUCGCUCGACAAACAGACAAACUCAGUUUGCUUCUGUGACCUUGAAAAGUGAGACUACUUUUUCUCCUUUGGAACGUGGAGAUAUUCUUACUGAUCUAGGCUGUCUGUACGGCGUUGUUACCAGUGUGUUUUGUUAGAAAUUCUCUCCGAAAAAGAAACAAAUUAUGUCAAAUUUGCUAAAUAAAGUUACUUCUCUCUCCUAAACUUUCUCCUCUCUUCCCCUGGUUAUUUCUUAUUCUUUCUUCCUCACCCAUACAUGUACCUACAGAUGCAAAUGGAUUCCUUUUUGGAGAGUGAUUUCGCAUUCCGUACAGGUUAUGAUACAUAAACUCCAAACAGGUGCAGCCAAUUUUGUGGCUCCCCUUCUUUUGAUUACAUGCAAACUAUUUCCAAAAGCCUUGCAAUAGAGUAUUUACAUGCAAGUGUGGCAACACUUGGGACUUAUAAGCAUUCGUGACUGUCUUUUUUCUCCUGUAAAUCAUCCCUCCAUCCAGAAACGGUGCCCCUUUGUAUUCCUGAUUUUUACUAUUCGCAUUCUAGUGGCAAUUCAACAUUAAUUUCGAUAUUGACACAAUGAUAUUAUUAUAGCACAUGCAAGUAGCCUGUACAUGCAUCAUUGGUUUGGAUUUUGCAAUUCCCAUA
Molecule: messenger RNA, 5471 nt
Organism: Sycon ciliatum
Lineage: Eukaryota; Metazoa; Porifera; Calcarea; Leucosolenida; Sycettidae
Exons: 15
Coding region: 716-4819 (1367 amino acids)
Biological process (GO): signal transduction
Molecular function (GO): protein binding
Source: RefSeq, a predicted model, not a curated record